This is a messenger RNA of Frankliniella occidentalis (western flower thrips), 5329 nucleotides long. RefSeq lists its product as uncharacterized. Lineage: Eukaryota; Metazoa; Arthropoda; Insecta; Thysanoptera; Thripidae. The record is from RefSeq and is a predicted model, not a curated record. Bases 807 to 1898 code for a protein of 363 amino acids. Gene Ontology annotation, cellular component: sarcolemma; dystrophin-associated glycoprotein complex. The transcript is spliced from 7 exons.
GCACGCAGUAUCCGGCCAGCCGCGGUGGCGCCCGGUCCCCCGCGACGCUCGCGACGCCAGCUCUGCCCGCCCGCUGCACUCCAGUGCACAACUGUACCGCGUCGCCGCGAGCGAGCGUAGGCGCGCCGCCUCACUACCCCAGUCAGUUGGACGGCCGCAGCCGGCCGUGUCAGUGACCCCUCCCCCUCCCCAUCAGCCGCCUCACCGGCCCGGAUUAAGGCCGGCGUCCACACUGCGAAUAGAAAUACAAGAAACUCGGCCCGUUAACUGCCCUAUUCAUACAUAAACUGCAUAGGGACGCCCCAUGCGGUCGACCAUCUGUCUGUGAAACGACUUCGGAGUGAAAGGCUCAGUGGUUUGUGCGUCCGCAGUCCCGUGCUGCCAUCGUCGGUAACGACCAUCAACCAGGGUCACAGGCAGAUUGCUCAUCGUCGCCGCAUCGGAGAGCAAUCUGGACUCCAGAAGAGGGCGACUGCAGAGGAGCUCGCGUACGCUAAGGCGCUGCGCAACGCGGUGUGCCGUGCCCCUCUCGCCCGACAUUUUGAAAGAGGCCUGUGGCUCCCAUUGAGCUCACCGGGCCAAGUAGAAGAAGCCCCCCUCCACGCGCAGGAGCCCGCGAACUUUUGUGACUGUCGGUCCCGCGCCCUGGGCCUUCGCCACCUUUUGGAGUACGUGACGGGAGGAGUGGUCCGCGGAGGAUGGAAGACCGAGAUUACUGACCGUGCCCUGAUAGCAUAGGCUUCAAGGAUCCAGAGGGUUGGUUUCCUCACUGGCAUGCUUCUCACCCGAAGACGAUUAGCACUCUCAUGGAGGGCGUCACAACGCGCGUGGCACUUCGGCCGCAGAACGUCCUGAAGGCCUGGACCCAGGAAGAUGCGCGACCACCAGGACCCCGUCAGCAGCGGGCCUACCCACAGCGGCCGGUCAGCCUGUACGACAACUUGAAGCAGCAGAACCACGGCGCAAACGGCAAUGGUUGCAGCACCGGGACAACGAGCAGCGGUUGUGAGGACGGCGUCCCCCUCGUACGUGGUGGUGCGUCGUCAGUGGGAAACCUCCAUGCCGUCACACAGCAUGCCCAGCUGACGGAGCGCGCGCGCACGCCGUCGCAAGCCAACUGCCUCAGCACGACGGUGCCGCAGAACAUUGCACCGCACGGGUUCGCGUCCCGCCACGCGCCCACACGCUCCUCGCUCCGGCACUCGCGGAUGAUUGUCCUGACCCGCGACGGCCGAGUUCCUCGCAAGUACCAGCCGGGCGUGCUGCACAGCCGCAGACUGGGCACCGCGCUGGCUGCCCUGGUGAGCCUCCUGGGUGCGCUCGUGACAGCCGUGGCCGUCUGGCUGCUGCUCUGGGCGCCGCACCUGCCGUCCAGGGACGUGCCCGUCUACAGCGGCCCACCCCUACUUUUCGCUGGUCUUGUGGGUCUCGUCCUGCUGGGAUGCUGCAGAAAGGACUAUCCGGGUCGGCCGUUCUCCUGCUGUUUGUUUAGCUUAAAGGUUGUAAGUGUCGCUGUUGCGGGCCUGUCUGCACUGGCCGCUCUGUGCGCGUCCGCCUUCGCGAUGCUCCACGUCGUGUCGCUGUGGGGCUCCGCCUGCCAGCCGGCAAAGCAAGUCGCCAACGCCACCUGCACUUGCGAGCCCGCGUACAAGGACCCGGAUCGCUCGUGGGCCAUCUGGGCUGGGACCUCGCGGCACGUAUACCCCGACCUCAGCUGCCCCGAGGUCGAGUCACUGCUGAGCGUGCUGCUCACGGGCUCGGGAGCGGCCAACCUAGUUGGCGGAUUACUGGCUGGCUGGUACGUGUUGCUGCACUGGCGCAGCCGGUACACGGACGUCUACGCCAAGGUGCGCACAGCACCGCCACCCGUCGUCAUCAGCAACGUCAGCAAGGCUUAAAGGAAGAGCAGCAGGCAACGUAUGGUGCAGCCCGAAGAAUCAAGAUGUUUGUCACUCCUUUUAAUGCAAAAGUACCAAGGACGGAAGAAGACAAUUUUUGCAAAAUUAUCAACGUUCUCGGUCACUAUGAGACAAAGACGCAUCUUUGGAUUUGUGUAAUAGGCCUACCUACACUUUAUUUUAAGGUGUAUUACUUUUCUGUGCUAGUGUACUUACGAAAAGAAACGAACCCAUUUCCGUGCGGUAAUGGGUUCGUGUGGUGUGCUACCUGCGAUGUAUCGCUUCUCGGAGAUUGAUAACGUUUUGUACUUUCUAGCAACUCCAAUACUUAAUGCGAAAUUAUACGAUGGUUGCGGAUGUGUUUCAAAACGGUGUGGUACAUACACUGUGUGUGAAAUGCUUCCAAACUAUCCUUUCUGCAACAUUGCAAAGCAUUUCUUUGUGUUAGAAUCCCUGGCAAACUAGUUUAAGUUUGUAUUGUAAAGAAAUAGUUUGCAGGCUAGGGAAGAUCGAGUCUAGCCCUUGCAAGCAUUUUGUAGUGUAUUGCGCAGGUUUGUGACAACUUAAAGUAUCGCGCCAAUAUGAGAUCGUCUUUUUCAAAAAAUGCUUGUAGUUAUUUUAUCGCGCUCUUUGCAAUGGUCAUUUACAGAAUCAGUCAACACUUUUUGUUUUACCAAAAAAAAUGCCGACAGUAUACAGAAAUGUGGGAAAAGUACCAUCCUGAAUUACUGUGUUGUUGCCUUUUAUGUCCAUACCCUAGUAGCACAAAACUGUGGCACAUUGUGAGAUUUUUUCAAUUAAGCGAUUAAUGUGCAGAUAAUAAAGAGUCAUCGGCGCUGUCCACAACAACUGGACAACAAGUGACCCAGUUUCGAAAUUUCUAAUUUAUUCUGAAAGUGGAAAAUGUUCGUGUUUGCAAACUUCCGUCCUCGAAGGGUCUUGUGUGGUGCUACCGAGGGGUGGAUAACUCUCCUGCCAAGUGUACACCACUAAUUCUGCCAAUUCAGACCAAUUCAAUUUAAUUCAAAUGAAUUUAAAACUAAUUCAACUAAUUCAAGACAAUGUACAUUCAAUUUAAGUCAAUUCAAGCCAAUUCACGCUAAUUCAGUAACAUAAAAUCGCAACAAUUCAAACCAAUUCAAAACCAAUUCAACCAAUUCAGUCCCAUUCAAAUUCAAUUCAAGCCAAUUCAAGCUAAGUCAAAAUAAUUUUUGAAAUUUGUUCACCUAAUUUAGGGGUUAUCCACCCCUCGGGUGCUACCCACUGGCAAAAUUUGAUUGCGCUGCACGCGCUCAGUCCGGCGCACGGGUAGAAAUACUAAUUUGGAGGGGGGUCGGGGCUAGAGCUUUAAUCCGCCCCAAAAUACCUAAGAUAUUCCUUCGACGUCACGCGCGUAGGACCUGAAGGAGCGUUGAUUAGGAUAGAAAAAUCGAAAUUUCCAAAGGGGUCACUCUUUACUUGUCGAGUUGGCGUGGACAGCGCCAGAAGCGAGGGGUGGACGACUGGGCGGCUCCUGUGUACAGGCCAAAAUGUACUCCAGGUGUUCUCCGAUUGUACUCCGUGUACUCCAGCUGUUUUUGUCGCAAGUUCUCCGCGUACUCCGACUGUACUCCGGGUGUACUCCAGGUGUACUCUGCGCGCUCCGACCGGCAAAACGCAGUGUUCUCCGACUGUACUCCUUGUACUCCGUACUCCUGUGUACACGAAAAAUUCAAGUCGCCCACCCCUCGGCCAGAAGCCAAAUAAGAAAUUGCAUUACCUCGAGUUGAGCUGUUCGACAAUGAAUGAGGUUCGAGGGGGAAACGACUUAGGUAAUCCGGCUGACAGCCGAAAGGUAAUCCGGCAGGGGUUAUCCGAGGAAAUUCUAAAAAAUCCGUGGUAAUCCGGGAAAAUUUUUGGGGUAAUCCGGGGUAAUCCUAGAGAAAAAGCAACGUAAUCCGGAGAACACUCCGGAGGUAAUCCGGGUAAUCCGUAAUCCAGCUGACACAAAGUUUAACAGUCGUUUCCCCCUCGAUGAGGUUCCUCUGGAACUUUAUUGGUGAUGCCCUGACAGUUACUUUCGAUACUUCUUUAGGAGCAGAUGUAGGAGCAACCCAUUUGGAAGUGAGAUUAGAUUUGGAAGGGCCUUGAGGUUGUUCCUGGAAAUUUUAGAACAGAAAUUUGACACAUUCUGUAUUGAAACCAAACAGAAAGAAAACCACAUUUAAAUCUUAAAUAAUGUAAUUGGCUGAGCGAUUAGCGAAGCCUAUUACUCCACUGACCGGAUAAGUUUCAUUCUGUUUGUUUAUCUGUUUGGUUGCCUGUCCGCGCGAUAACUCUAGAAAGAAUUGAGAGAACGAUCUGGGAAUUUCAGGGCCGUUUUGUAUCAUAAAAAGACAGAUUAAGUUCGAAGAUGAGCAUUUUAGCUCAAAAAAUUGACUUUAAAAAAAUCAAAAACCACAAGUCGCACAAUAAUUCUGUUUUCUUUUUUUUUUGUAUGGGGUUUCAUAGGAAAAUUAAUUUACGAAAGAAGAAACUUUUCAGCGAAAAUUUUGUCCGUUUUGCCCAUUCUUGUACCGUUUUGGUGCCAUGGGACAUUUCUUGGCGAAUAAAACGUGAAAAAGACAAAAUGGUCUAUUAAAUCGUUAAAAAGGCUUGGUGUCACAGAAUUGGUAAAGGAGUAAUACUUAAACCACACAUUAGGAGUCGAACCACACCCUCUUUUGGGCUUAAGGGUCCCUAGAUUAUCUAGUAUAACUAAAACGUUGAUUUUUACAUAACAAUCUGUCAAAAUUCGAACUUUUAAUAGAAAUUUUUAUCGAACAGCAAAAGUUUCAUGUCCGUAAUUUUGGAGUAACAUGUCCCCGACAAAUGCUGUCAGUAUGUCAAAUUUUGGUGCAGGAAACGCUAUAUAAAGUAUAGCCUCUCAUUAACUCGUCUCGGGUGUCAGCGCCACAGGCCUAGCUAUAUGUGCGCCAGGCGCGUCGCAGCGCAACAGUGUUUCGUGAGAUACCGCGAAGCCUGCUACGCGAGUCGUGGGCUGGGGUACAUAUAGCUAGUUAUUUGACAGUAAAAACAAAUAGUAUACCUGUUCCUUUGGAUCGCACGGCAAAAAAUUCAUUCGCUGUGACAGCGAAUAAAUUCGCUAUCAGCGGUAACAACGAACGCCUUUCCCUUACCAUAGCUGUAGCAAGUUGCAGGAUGCAGACAACUUGACAAGUUCUAAUUAGAUAAUUAGUUUGCCAGGAACAGUAAAGAAAUUUGUAUAUGUCAAACAAUUAUUUUUGCUAUCAUGUAAUUAGGCCUGUAGCAGAAUUGGAUGAUUCAGUCAGCUGUUGCAGCUACACAUUUUGUUGCUGCACACUUCCCUGUGUGUGUAUUAAGGUAAGGUUUUAGAGAGGAGGGUGUAUUUUUUUGUUACUAAAUAAACAUACCAAUGUAGAGAAAACUUA